GUUAACCGAUUUCUCGUUAGCUCGAAUGGAAAUGUCCGUCUGUGUCUGAUUUUUUUUAUUUGUUGUCCGGGUGAAUGAGGGCUGCUCGUCAGGAAGUAUCCAUCGGCGAAACUUUUGGAAAAGCCUAUUUAAGAAUACGGCGAAGGCCACGUCUUGCUCAGCUCUGCACGACAAAGAACAGGCCAAGCGCCGUGUGUGUGUGCGCGCGCGCGCGCAAGGGCUAGUCGCAGUGCAUUUACAAGGAGAGGCUAUUCAACAUGCACCCGAGUAGGUUAACGUUAGCUCCAGAAGAUGGACGGAGACAGCUCAACCACCGACACGUCCCAGCUGGGCAUAGGAGAGUACGUGCCAUCCGGUCACUAUGUUCUCCAGUCUCAGGAUGACGAUGCUGACGAAGGCCUGAAUGACCAUGAGGAUGGUGGCAUCAAAGAGAACUACAGGGAGCAGGACAUCUAUCUUCCUAUUGCAAAUGUGGCUCGCAUCAUGAAAAAUGCUGUUCCUCAGACUGGAAAGAUUGCCAAAGAUGCAAAAGAGUGUGUGCAGGAGUGUGUGAGCGAGUUCAUAAGCUUCAUCACCUCAGAGGCAAGUGAACGCUGCCACCAAGAGAAGAGGAAGACCAUCAACGGGGAGGACAUUCUAUUCGCCAUGUCCACACUGGGCUUCGAUAUGUAUGUGGAACCACUAAAGCUCUAUCUUCAGAAAUUCAGAGAGGCUAUGAAAGGAGAGAAGGGCAUUCCUGGGGUGUCAGUAGGAGAAAGCUUGGGGGAAGACCUUGGAGACGACAGCUUUACUACUCCACUUCCAGCUGGGAUUAUCACAGCAGACGGCCAGCAGCAGAACGUCAUGGUGUACACCACCUCAUACCAGCAGAUUCCAACCGUACAACAGAUUCAGUUUUCAUGACAUGGUACACGGUCUGGAGCCUGAACACCAUGGCUUCGCAGCAAAACCCACACCCACCGGCUGGAAAGCCCAGCCUGCCACAGGGUUAGAGUAUGUAAAAACGCAAGGGGGGUGUCAGCUGCACAGACCCUCAUGUACAGAGAAGUCACUACCUGUUGAGUAGAAAGUGUAGUUUCUAGUUGUGAGGUACCAAAUGUUUUGGAGUGCUUCCAAAUCAGCUGGGAAAUCUGAGGCUUUAUUUGAAAGUCUAGUCUUAUUACCUGAUUCAGUGGUGAAAUUAUUUGUGUCCAUGUGUUAAUGUGUUAUGCUUUUAUACCUUAUUUGUUUUCUUGCGGGGUGUUCAUCAGGGCGGGUGUUGUAUUAGGUUUCUUUUCGAACCCGAAACCUUUUGUAAGUUCACACAGUUUACCAUGUGCUUUAUUGUUCUGUAAAUCCUUUGAAUAAAAAGUCUAAAAUUAUUAUUUUUUUUCCCUAUUUAAUUAGAAAUAUGGAGCAAUUUCAGUUCGUAUCGUUUCAUAUUGAAUAAACUGAGCUGUACCUUU
Molecule: messenger RNA, 1445 nt
Organism: Betta splendens (Siamese fighting fish)
Lineage: Eukaryota; Metazoa; Chordata; Actinopteri; Anabantiformes; Osphronemidae
Gene: nfyba
Product: nuclear transcription factor Y, beta a
Exons: 7
Coding region: 292-903 (203 amino acids)
Biological process (GO): regulation of transcription by RNA polymerase II
Cellular component (GO): nucleus; CCAAT-binding factor complex
Molecular function (GO): protein heterodimerization activity; RNA polymerase II cis-regulatory region sequence-specific DNA binding; DNA-binding transcription activator activity, RNA polymerase II-specific
Source: RefSeq, a predicted model, not a curated record